UUCACACCCCCUGGACUUACUUCCAAAAAAGCAUUUCCUCCUGCUGCGGUCGGGUGUAAAAGCCUGUGUGGGGAGGGCUGGUGCUCACUUACCACGCGUCGCGCGCUGCGGGUGGCGGCAGCGGCGGCGAUGGGGUGCUGGGGCACCCUGCCUGGGCGCUGAGCUGCCCUGACACCCCACUGCGUCCCCUGCCCCAGUCCUCUCGCCGCCCCGGCAUGACCCAGCUGCAUCGGCCGCAAGGAUGAAGCGCUGCUGUCCGGGGGCAGCUUGGGUGAUCCUGGCAGCCCUGAGUCUGGCAGCGAGUGAAUUGCAGCCCCCAGGGUACCGGGACCGCACCAUGCCGCAGGGGCAGUGGGUCCUGGUGCGGCCACCCAGCCGCCCGCGGAGGCACGCCACCAGACGUCUGUGCCCGGCCGGGACGAACUGGAUCGAGGGGGCUCACCGGUGCUGUGCCCUGUGUCCCGCAGGUGAGGGCCACCUGGCCGGCACGGCAUGGCACAGCAUGCCGGGGCACGCCGGGCACGUCGGCCCAGAUGGCCGUGCUCCCUGUCACCCCGCUGUCCCCACAGGGACAUUCCUGCACAGCCCCUGCUCGAGCCACUUCAACGACAGCGUCUGUGCCGCCUGUCCCGCCGGCACCUUCAGCGCCCAGCCCAACACCUUCCUCGAGUGCCAGGCUUGCUAUGAGUGCGACCGCCAAGCUUUCCAGAGCGUGUUGAGCAACUGCUCGGCCACCAGCAACGUCGCCUGCGGCUGCGAGCCCGGCCGCUUCCGCGACUGCCUUGACAAGCGCUGCAGCGAGUUCUCCUGCCGGCAGUGCCAGCCCUGCACCGGGCGGCUCAUCCAGCGGCCCUGCUCGGAGGCGCAGGACAUGCUCUGCGGCAGCUGCAAGCCUGACUUCUACGCUGAGGGCGGCGAGUGUCGGCCAUGCAGCGCGAGUGCCCCGGAGAUGUGCGGCAAGGAGUGCCAGCGGGUGUGCGGCGGCAGCGGCGGCCGAGGCUCGGGGCUGGAGUACAUCCUGCUGGCGCUCACCGGGCCCCUCUUCCUGGGCGCCCUCGCCAUCUACCACAAGAGGAAGCAGCUCCGGCACGAUGGCCUGGCAGACAGCCCCCUCCCCACGCCGCAGGCGGCCACUCCCGCGGCCGGGGCUGUGGCCGCGCCGUGGUACCAGGUCAGUGCCCGGGGGUGGGACAGCCUGCACCGGACCCGGCCGUGCUCCCCCCAGGUGACGGUGCUUGCCAGCGGCGCGGCGAAGCAGAGCCCCGAGCACCGGGCCUUACUGCGGGAGCAGCCCGGCGGUGCGGCACAGCCGGGCGGCGAGGUGGAGCCGCCCGCCGCCCCAGAGCCCCGCGGCGCCCUGCUGCAAGGCAGCCAGCUCUAUGCUGUCAUCAACGCGGUGCCGGUGAGGCGCUGGAAGGAGUUCAUGCGGGUGCUGGAGCUGCGGGAGGCAGAGAUCGAGCUGGUGGAGCUGGAGGUGGCCCACAUCCGCGACCAGCAGUAUGAGAUGCUGAAGCGCUGGUGCCAGCAGACCAGUGCCACGCUCGACCGUGUCUUCGCCGCCCUGGAGCGCAUGGAGCUGGCCGGCUGCGCCGAGGCGCUGCGCCGGAGCCUGCUGGCAGGCCCCUGACCUGCCCGGCG
Harpia harpyja (harpy eagle) is the source of this 1638-nucleotide messenger RNA. It is a transcript of the gene TNFRSF25, whose product is annotated as TNF receptor superfamily member 25. Gene Ontology annotation, molecular function: protein binding. Gene Ontology annotation, biological process: signal transduction. Gene Ontology annotation, cellular component: plasma membrane. The record is from RefSeq and is a predicted model, not a curated record. NCBI's taxonomy places the organism in Eukaryota, Metazoa, Chordata, Aves, Accipitriformes, Accipitridae.